AAAUAAUUUUACAAGCCGUUUUCGGCGUUUUAUUUAUCUAUAAAUGCAUUGCAAUAAACUCGUACCUCGUUGAUACUCAAUAGAUAGCUUAUCAAGUGAAUAAACAUCGCGAAACAAUACUAGGCAGUUGUUAGUACGUAUCGUUGUGUGUCAGGCGUGUCGUGAUCAAUUGUACGUGACGUGCCAUAAAUAGCUAUUAUCCAUGAGAGAAGGUGCCGUUAUUCUGAUGAGGGGAACCUGCUAAGUGGUAAACAUGACUAGAUCCAGUUAUCGGCCACUGGUACCGCGCUCGUCAAAUAAUUCCUUGGACAUACGGGAAAUUGGGACAACAUCGCCCCCUGGAGAGCCUUUAGUCCGUGCCCCAGUAGGCAAGCCCCGAUGCCCCCCUGCCAUUUCCCGCCUGCGCGUAGAAAAAGUUGAGGGCGGCUUAGCAGUCGCCGGCGUAGUCGUGGCAGCCAACUGUCAAAUCGUCCUCCCAAUAUUUGGGUUCCUGUUUAUGCUUGUAGGCUGUGUGCUCACAGCCGCAUCAUAUCGUGGUUGUGGUGAAAAUGAAGAACCAGACCAUUAUGCCGCUCGCAUCGCUUUCACUGGAAACUCUCGAGUUCUGGGUCCAGUAUGCAUCGUUGCAGGGGCUCUUAUGACCAUAGCUGGUAUUGUGCUAUGUAUGUUAAUGCGAGCGGCCCAAAAACGUCAGCGUCGGUUGGCCUUCCACUGCCCCAUUCACGGGGACUUCUACCCAUUAAGUCCACAGAAUAGUAGGAAAUAUACACGAAGCCCCACUGGUCUUUGGCGUUUCCUUCGUGGCUGGCUUGGUAUGGUGGAGGAGAGUGCAACACCUCGCUGCCCCCGUUCCGUAGAGCCCGCGUCACCAGCAAGAGCUGAUGCCCCAUGUCCCCCACCUUUACCCUUCCUUGUACCUAGCGACUCUGUUGUAGGAAUGGCAUCCAUUCUCGGAGCACCGCUAAGUCCCGAACAAACUUUCGGUUCAAUAAAAUCGUUGGCUAUCUCGAGAGAAGUUGCCAGUUUUCCAUUGUCGCGCUCACCGACACCUCCCCCAUUAAGUUGUCCACCAUUCAAGGAAGAAUCACAGCUGAGCGACAUUCCCAAUUCAGUGCCAUCGCAUUUCGAUUGCGGUACCCCGAUCUGCAACUACCGCGUCGUGGAAUGCAAACUCACAACCACAGACGAAAUACGCUCGAACGAUAAAUACCCCAGUGUCCAUAGUGAUAAACAAAAACCUGCCACAGUUCGUAUCACAAUUCCUGACGAAGGCAAAGGUUAAUACGCGAUAAUAGUGUUAACAGUGAACAGACAACAAACGAGUGCAUUCCAAUACCAUGCGGAUUGUAAAUGACUUUCAGUGUUAAUUUUAUUCGAUCAUAUGUAUUUUGGUAAAGAUUUAUUUGUAAUAUUAUGAUGAUAAGCUAUGACAACAUUUGUGCAUGACAUUAUUAUAGAGAGAUCUCUAGACGUGUUGAGAUAAAACUGGUUGGGUUUAACAUUAGCCUAAUGUUACAAAUCGAUGUUUACCAAUAAGCUUUACAUAACUGCUCAAACAAUCACAUCGGUCUUCCGCUAGCGCUCACGUACUACUCGCAGUAUUUUCAUUAAAAUCUGUUAUUAAGGGGUUUCAAUACCGUAAGAAACCCCCCGAGGUUGGUUUGUAAAUGUGACAUAGAAUUGUAUUUAUCGUAACAUGACGACCUAAUUGUUAAAAACUAACUCAGUCUAAUUGUGUUUAUUCAUAAAGAAACAGACGAAAGACUCCAAUUGGUAAAAAAUUCUUCACGUAUGCCGUCUUAAAUCAAUAAUGCUGUGUAGAUAACCAGAAAAUCCCUCCCUAGACAAAAUCUAUUUAGGCAAACGUGAUCGUCAUGGGGCUCAAUACUAAAUACCUUUUCGUCAGGCAUGUUCCACUAACGCACCAACGAAAUUGUAUGAAAAUGGUAGUUAAGUGUUAGUGGGAUACGCUUGUUGAAAAGUGAUUUUGUCUCAAGCCUAUGAAAUUGUCUUAAAGUAACCAUCGUAAAAUGCGAGAGCGUGUUACGUCUGCAGAAAUAGGUUUGUCUAAGGAUCUCGCCGUUAAGAGUGAUCAUUUGUGUUUAUGCUUUUUAAAAUUCAGAUUAUAAUUUUUUAUGCAUUUACGUUUAGAUCGACAUGAAGUGGAUGAACAACUUGUCUCCAUGUGUAUAUAAUUUAAGAUAUGAAUUUUGAUGUAUCUAGGUUUUCCUACGUUGUACAGACUUGAUUUUCGUAGGAUAAUAAUUAAAUGGCUUCAAACUCUGAUAAGUUAUAAAUAAGUACUCGUUAUAAACUGAUUAGGUUAGUUUAAAGUAUGUAACCACUCCUAAAUCUAGUCCAUAAUACACAUUAAAGUUGUAGCAAUAACAAAAACAGAGCAAAAGUCUAAGUGUUAAUUUUGGACACGUUUUUAAUGUCGUGAAGACAUUUUAAAAUACAGAUAUGCCAUAAUACAAUAAUGCUUUCUCCAAUACAUUUUUAUAUAAUAUUGUAAUACAUGUGUGCAACUCCACAGAGUAUAUCAUACAAACAUCACCUAAGGUUAGUAAUUCAAGUAUUAUGUCACGAAAUUUUUGAAGAUUCUGGACCCCCCCCCCCCCAUGUAACGCGCCGUAACGUUAUUCUGUACCAAAUAGUAAAACGUUUCGUUAUCACCCAGGUACUUAUUACUCCUUAAAGUUACCAUUUAUGUGGUGUAAAGUAUCGGAAAGUCGAAAAUAAUAUUAACAAUAACGCAUAAUUUAAUCCCCGCCCCGUAUAAUAACGUUUUAUCCCAACCCCUCUCAAAUUCGUUACGAAAUACUUGAACGCUCCCUAACAACCAGAAGAUCUUUCUUCUAUAGUAACUUAAACUUAAAUCAAUACACUUUAUCAUUAUAUAAUUUUAAAACAUGAAUAUCAAGUUAAAUAACUUGCGCGUAGAUUGUUAACUCGAUAUAUAAGAAUAGCCCAUUUACUGAAAUACAUUAUGUUUAUGUUUCAAUUUGUAGAUAUUAAAUAGUUUUCCAUUACCAUUUUCAAAGUUUUCUCCAGAAGUAUUCAAUUUGUGAGGUUGUGUUUUAUAUUCUCUAUAUUUGAAAUUGUAAUCUGUUUUAUAAUAUUUUUAUGCUAAAUAGACAUGUUUUGUUUGAUACCAAUCCCAUUAAAUUAACAUAUAUAUGUGAGUUUAGGUAAUUCACUUUGUGAGAGGUAGGAGCCAAAAGUGUUGCCAAAUUAUGAAUUCAUCACGUCCAUAAAUAAUAGAAUGCGUAAGUUAAAUAUUAUGUAAUCAUGAUCAACUUUUCUGCUCACAUAAUAAAAUGAAGGAAACAAUUAUAUAAGUCCAUGAAAUAUUAGGAAUAUUUAAUUGCUUCAACAACAAGUAGAUAGAAUAUUUUCGAUUAACUUUUGUGAUAUUUGUAUGUUAGUUAUUUUUUUAAUUGACCUAACACAUUUUAAAGUACCCUAAUUAUUAUAUUUUUUGCUCAUAAUACAGAAAUGUGGCUUAAAUAAAUAAUUACAUACACUUUAGAUGAUUAUUGUGGUAAAACAUUAAACAUAAGUCCUAUUUAAAUACUGAUUAGGUAUCUUAAUUUUUAUGUGAUGACGGCAUUUAUUGGCCAAUUGAUUUUGAAAUUAUAGGACAAGUAAUUUUUAUAAUUCGUAGUUAAGUACCAUGCCUAAGUAAUAUUUAGUAAGUGUAUUUAAUAUGAAUGAAAUGAAAAAUACAAUUUUGAAUUUAAAA
Messenger RNA from Pieris rapae (cabbage white), 3745 nucleotides. RefSeq lists its product as uncharacterized. The record is from RefSeq and is a predicted model, not a curated record. The transcript is spliced from 7 exons. The coding region runs from base 254 to 1282 and encodes 342 amino acids. NCBI's taxonomy places the organism in Eukaryota, Metazoa, Arthropoda, Insecta, Lepidoptera, Pieridae.